Coregonus sp. 'balchen' is the source of this 8083-nucleotide messenger RNA. Lineage: Eukaryota; Metazoa; Chordata; Actinopteri; Salmoniformes; Salmonidae. The record is from the annotation of a GenBank genome assembly.
AUGACGUUGUACACAAGCUCCCGCGUAAGAGCACAACAAGUGUGGGCGUAAACUAGGGCACGCCACUUAGCAUUAUAAUUCGCCACUUUAGCUAUUAACAAAAGCUCUGUCAACAAAAAGUUGACCAUGUAAGUUGUUCCCACGAUUGAAAUACAUUAUGUUCUAGUGGAGGCAUAAAUACCAACACUGCACAUUUAUUAUAAGCUAUCUUCAUCAUUGUGUCGUUUUAGCUGGAUAGCUGGCUAACUAGCAUUGUUGUCACGUUCUUAUUUGCAAUGUAACGUUAUAUUGUGUUUGAUUUGCAUAUUUUAAAGGAUGAGAUGACUGAAAGUACAGAUAAUAAUUUAUUUAUUCCUUAAUGUAUUUUCUAGAGAGUGAGAUACCCCGGUCUGCGGAGAAGGCGGUGCCAGUGUCACGUGCACCCUCCCCUACUACGCCAAAAACGACAAUCCCCAGUUGAAACAAUUAGUAAUAGCUAGUUGUAACAUCUUUGCAGUUCUGUUCUGAAAGGUAACGUAUGUGUUCACUUACUUUGUUUGCAUGUAUUGUUACAGUACGAUUGUUUCGCUCUAUGUUUUGCACCGUUUCGUAUUUCUGGACUUGCUUGUUGGACACAGCUGCUAUUCUCCAUGCUUCGCAAAAUGCGGCUAUCUUGACAGGCAACUUUUAUCUGUCUGUUGAAUGACAGCUUUACGGUGAUUCCAAGAAUGUCCCCACAAUAUAUGAUGGUCAAAUGCAUGUAGGAGUGCAGCUGUUCUAGACAUGCAAUCGCAGAUGCACUUGGCACAGGAUCGAUGUCAACAAUUAGUUUAGCUUCUGGACAGUCUUGCAAGAUUGCUUCGCAUGUAAGGUAGCUAGUUACUUGUUUCCUGCUGCAGUUGAAGUUAAUUGCCUUUUUUAGGGUAGUUUCUUUCUCUCUCUCUCGCUCAUGGUUGAACUGUUAGGACUCAUUAGUAAUCAGUACCUUUCUCUCCUUGUCUGCUUUCUCUCAUUUGCUACAGUUCUGCAGAACAGGUUUCACACCCAGUUUUCAGAUCAGUGCAGAUGGAGGAGACAAGGAUAGGGGGCCACUGUAGAGUUUUGAGAUAUAUCCAGUCUAACUAGACUGCCCUGUGGGAAAUGAAUACCUGUGGUUGAUCAUAGCCUUACCCCAGACAAGUCUCAACCUCAUCACAUCACAUGCUUUAAGGCUUCUCUUCAACUCCAUCACCCCCUAUUAUUCAUUCACAUCUUCCUCCCUGCACCCUUCUAUCCCUCUGCCCUUACUCUCUCAUUCUCUUCACACCAUCCAUACCAAACGUUUGUUUAAAUCAUUAAUUUGUUCAUAUAUUUAUUUACGUUUGUUUAUUCGUCCAUUCAGACUUGGUCAAUGAUAUAGUGAUAUGUUGCUGUACUGAGAUGCUAGAUGCUAUUCUGCUCAGUCACAGUGUGCAGCUGCAGCAGAGAGAGUAGACACACUGUGACCCUGCUGUUCAAACAUACAGCUCUGGUUCCAGCCUACUUCUAACUUUCCCUGGGCCUGGGUGCAUCUCAAUAGUCUAGACUGGCCUCCUCUCCUCCUCCUCCUCCCUGCCUGAUAUCCUUACCUGCACUGCUCUAAUCUGAAAACACCAGAGGUUAUACUUUAAUCUGUCUGGAAAUUUGUUUGAAGUUGUCCAUUUGUUCACAUCAAUACAGAUGAAAGAAAGGAGACCAGUAGAGGAAGCCACUUUAAUUUAAACUAUUGAGCUGCAGCCCUGGUCAACAGGCACUGGUUUCUGGCUGUUUGAAAUAGGUAGGAAAUGCUCCUUUUGAAUAACUUUGGAAGCGUGGAUGAUCAAUUAAUUAAUUAUAAAUGAAAUCUUUGUUCAGUUUGAGUGAGAGAUAGACACACACCGCGGGAACCGCAGGGAGGUCUGCCCCAAGGUUGGGUUCAAAGAUUAUGGCUAUCUGUACAGAGCAGGUUUGAAUGGUUAGAAAGUAGCCUGGGAGGGGAGAUUGUUUUUACAAAGGAAAAUGUGAAUGAUAUGAUACUGUAAUAACAUAGGUUGUCCCAAGAUUAGACCUACGAUUUAUUAGGCCUAUACUAAAGUGGGCUAUUCUAACUGAAAACAGGAAAAGGAAUCAACAUGUCUUUCUGUGUUUCUGUUCUUCCAGGGGCAGGCCAGAGCGGCUGAGUGGACCACGUUGAUACAGGACCAAGGUGCUAAACGGUGACAGCAGACUCAACUCAGUUUGGGACCGCGGAGGUGGUUUGGAGACCUUGUUUGUGACUUUAGACCUAGGUGGUGAGGCGGAGGGUUACGAUGGCUGUGAGCGGGUUUGACAUAGAUGGGCCGCGGUGGGAUCAGUCCACGUUUAUGGGCAGACUGAAGCACUUUGCCAACAUCAGACUGGAGGACAGCACUACUGUCAGACUCACAACUGGACGAGGCUAAAGCACUGGUGGAAAGCUGCAGGUAACGCACACACACACCACUGUGAAGUACACACACACACAGAUACCUCAAGGUUAGAGCGGUGGGCCAGUAACCGAAAGGUCACUGGUUCGAAUCCCUUGAGCAAGGCACUUAACCCUAUUUGCUCCAGGGACGCUGGUAAAAUGGUGGACCUUGGCUCUGACCCCAACUCAGUCUCGGAGUUGGGAUAUGCUAGAAACACAUUUGUGUAAUAGGGCAAAUAUAAUUAAGCACCCACCAAAUUAUAUAAUUAUUAUACCACUGUGAAGUAGUAAUUUCCCUGCAGUGUUAUUAAUAGUAGAGUUAUGUCUACAGUUGUUGUUUCUCGUGAUGAGAACCUGGGUUAUGUGUGUUUCUCCUGUUCUAGAGCGGCUUCCCUUCCCCCUGUCACCACAGAGGAACAGCUGCAUUACGCCAAGAAGCUCUAUGACUCCGCCUUUCACCCAGACACCAGCGAUCUCAUGAACCUGAUUGGUCGAAUGUCCUUCCAGGUGCCCGGAGGGAUGGCCAUAACAGGCGGUAUGCUACAGUUCUACAGGUACACACACACACACACACACACACACAUAUAUCAGACAAAAUGAACGAUCUAUAGAUUAGUGGUCCUCUGUAGCUCAGUUGGUAGAGCAUGGCACUUGUAAUGCCAGGGUAGUGGGUUCGUUCCCCGGGACCACCCAUACGUAAAAAUGUAUGCACACAUGACUGUAAGUCGCUUUGGAUAAAAGCGUCUGCUAAAUGGCAUUAUUAUUAUUAUUAUUAUUAUUAGCCAGAGAUAGGUGAGUUUGGUGCAAUGACUUCUAGUCAUGUAUUGCUGUCCUUUUUUCCCCACUCUUUCUCUCUCUCCAUCUCUAGGACAGUCCCUGCUGUAGUGUUCUGGCAGUGGGUGAAUCAGUCAUUUAACACGCUAGUCAACUACACCAACAGAAACGCUGCUUCCCCCAUUACCUCCAAGUAAGACCCUGCAGACCAAACACACACACUGCUGUGGUGAAUGUAAUGUAAUGCACAUGGAGAAUAUCAAGAGCUAUUUAGAGUGCAUUCGGAAAGUAUUCAGACCCCUAGACUUUUUCCAAAUUUUGUUACAUUACAGCCUUAUUCUAAAAUUGAUUAAAUGUUUUUUUCCCCCCCCCUUAUCAAUCUACACACAAUACCCCAUAAUGACAAAGCAAAAACAGGUUUUUAGAAAUGUUUGCAAAUGUAAAAAAAUAACAAAAAUAAUCACAUUUACAUAAGUAUUCAGACCCUUUACUCAGUACUUUGUUGAAGCACCUUUGGCAGUGAUUACAGCCUGAAGUCUUCUUGGGUAUGACGCCCAUCCCAUUCUUCUCUGCAGUUCCUCUCAAGCUCUGUAAGGUUGGAUGGGGAGCGUCGCUGCACAGCUAUUUUCAGGUCUCUCCAGAGAUGUUCGAUCGGGUUCAAGUCCGGGCUCUGGCUUGGCCACUCAAGGCCAUUCAGAGACUUGUCCCGAAGCCACUCCUGGGUUGUCUUGGCUGUGUGCUUAGGGUCGUUGUCCUGUUGGAAGGUGAAGCUUCGCCCCAGUCUGAGUUCCUGAGCGCUCUGGAGCAGGUUUUCAUCAAGGAUCUCUCUGUACUUUGCUCUGUUCAUAUUUCCCUCGAUCCUGACUAGUCUCCCAGUCCCUGUCGCUGAAAAACAUCCCCACAGCAUGAUGUUGCCGCCACCAUGCUUCACCGUAGGGAUGGUGCCUGGUUUCCUGCAGAUGUGAUACUUGGCAUUCAGGCCAAAUAAUUCAAUAUUGGUUUCAUCAGACCAGAGAAUCUUGUUUCUCAUGGUCAGAGUCCUUUUAGGUGCUUUUUGGCAAACCUUUUGGUAAACCCUAAGCAUGCUGUUUUGUGCCUUUUACUGAGGAGUGGCUUCCGCAUCCCCACUCUACUAUAAAGGCCUGAUUGGUGGAGUUCUGCAGAGAUGGUUGUCCUUCUAGAAGGUUCUCCCAUUUCCACAGAGGAACUCUGGAGCUCUGUCAGAGUGACCAUCGGGUUCUUGGUCACCUCCCUGACCAAAGCCCUUCUCCCCCGAUUGCUCAGUUUGGCCGGGCGGCCAGCUCUAGGAAGAGUCUUGGUGGGUCCAAACUUCUUCCUUUUUAAGAAUGAUGGAGGCCACUGUGUUCUUGGGGACCUUCAAUGCUGCAGAAAUAUUUUGGUACCCUUCCCCAAAUCUGUGCCUUGACACUAUUGUUGUGACGUGACUUUCAUUAAAAUGAUGACUGUUAUUUAUCGAAUCAACUAACUGUGUUUAAUUGUUACUCAAUUAAAUUAAUCAUGUAACAAUGAACUCAUUAGGAUUUGGGGCACCAUGGAAGAAGUUGUUUAUAGAGUUACCAUCUCCCGAAUUAAACUCUAAAAGGUCUUUACUUAUUACUAUGUAUAAAACAGUCAACGUAUCAAUCAUUACCUCUUAUCAGUCUCAUUCUGAAUGGUCGUAGACUUAUUGGAUCUGCACGAACCCCAGCUUUACUUAUGAUUCUGUAUUACACAAAUUGGCUUAAUUAUUUAUUUACUCGCUAACUAAAUAAUAACACAGAAUACAUACAUACUUAAUAUAUGAGAAAAAGUCCCUAGCGGACUAACAACUGCAUGACUGCUUGGUUAUCAAAAGAGGGAGGGGUAGAUAGGGAGAGACAAAGAGAGAGUCAAACUUAUCGUUGAUACAUUUGGAAGCUACCCUCAAAGUAAUCAUAAUACUUUGCUCACGAACCACAGCCCCUUUGUGGAGUAAGAAACCAGUGAAUGUAUUUACGUGUUUACCGCUCGUCUAUCUCUGUGGACCCAAGCCCUCUUGGAAAGGAGGUUUUGACCGGGUCUUCGCUCAGCUCACUUGUAAAGCUCUGAUUGUCCACCGGAGGUCACAAUGUCCUUCUUCUUUGUUCUGGCUUGUAGUGGAGUGUACUCAGAGCAGAUACUUGGUGGUUGUCUGAGAUGGGAUGUUCUCCUUCCCACCUCGUGUCUUUAGUCAAAGUUCUAGACUGCAGACUGGCAAUGUUCUGGUCUAGUGAGUUUAUCUUCUUCACUUCCUGUUGAGAUUCAAAGUUCUAACCAUUUCAAACGUGUAGCCACCGCUCCACGCUUUCUGGUCUGAUGGUAUUUGUUACCAAGGCUUUUUAUGCACUCAGGUAAAAGGGGCGUUCCUACUUGCUGACACGGUCUCUGAGCUCACUCGGGGCGUGGCUAUGUCCGGUCGUGCAUAGUUUAUAUGAAAACCUAUGAUCUCGUUAGAGAUCUGAAAUCACAUUAAUAUCUUAACAAAAAUACUUUUUCAUUUCUUAUACACAAUGUAUUGGAUGAAGACUUGACAGAUAGAAUGUGUAUACUUUCCAAAUGACAGUACUUUCUUGAUACCAUCCUUAAUGACAUCACAAAAUAAUAAACAAUAUGACAUGAUUAUUCUUUAGAUCCCCACUGACCAUUCCCCACAUUCUGAUGUUGGAAAUAUUGAUCCAGUGUUCACUUUUUGGACGUAAAGGUUUUGGCGGCAAAAGUCUUCUGGAGACAAAGCACGCUCCUUUACCAAUACUGAAGAGCAAGGGAGAGAUUCCCCUCCUGCCUAAUUUACCACCGAGUGUUAAGGUGUUAAAACCGGCCCUGCCCCCCUUCCCCUUUUCUGUGGGUGAGAGGGUCUGUUUGUUGUCAGCCAUUUGCCAAGCUGAUCUGAGGCCUUUGGAUCCUCAGCCAGGAGAGUCAUGACACUAUCCUGUCUCGAAGCUCUACGGACAACUCCUUCGACCUCAUGGCUUGGUUUUUGCUCUGACAUGCACUCUCAACUGUGGGACCUUAUAUAGACAGGUGUGUGUCUUUCCAAAUCAUGUCCAAUCAAUUGAAUUUACCACAGGUGGACUCCAAUCAAUUUGUAGAAACAUCUCAAGGAUGAUCAAUGGAAACAGGAUGCACCUGUGCUCCAUUUCGAGUCUCAUAGCAAAGGGUCUGAAUACUUAUGUAAAUAAGGUAUUUCUGUUUUUAAUUUGUAAUACAUUUGCAAAAAUGUCUAAAACCCUGGUUUCGCUUUGUCAUUAUGGGGUAUUGUGUGUUUAUUGAUGAGCAAAAAAAUUAAAUUAAUCCAUUUUAGAAUAAGGCUGUAAUGUAACAAAAUGUGGAAAAGGGGUCUGAAUACUUUCUGAAUGCAGUGUAUCUCUGCUCUCCCUCUUCAGUCAGAAAGGAGUAGCCUAUUUAACAGCCACUAGCACAGCUCUAGUUACUGCUGUGGGACUCAACCUCUACACAAAGGUACAGAUUAAUGCACACACCCGCCCACGCACACACACACACACACACAAACUGGUUUGAUUGAUUACAUGUUCCACUUCUUCUUCCUGUCUUGUCUCCGCCCCUUCCUGUAGAAAGCUCCUCCCCUGGUGGUGUGCUGGGUUCCAUUUGCGGUGGUGCUCCUCCCCUGGUGGCGUGCUGGGUUCCAUCCAGCUAACUGUGUCAACAUCCCAAUGAUGAGGUAACAGUGAGUUAAUCUAUGCUCCUAGUGUAUUAGCAUCUCCAUGAAGACACAACAGUGAGUUGUAGACCGUCUCCUUCUCUCCUCUCAGAGAGCUCCUGAAUGGCAUCGCUGUAACAGAUGAGAAUGGAAACAAACUGGGUCAUUCCAAGGUAACGGCACUGGGAAUGUCUGGAUAAUUAAAUAUUCAACUAAAUAUCGUAUUUCUGACUGUUAUACAAGAGCAGAAAAAUUACAUUUUCCCUCUCGCUCACAACAGAAAGCAGCUGUGAAGGGCAUCACCCAGGUGGUCAUUUCCCGGGUUACCAUGGCAGCACCGGGCAUGGGUACGUGUCUGAGGUUUAAGGGGGAGGGCUGUAGAAUUUGAGCUCAGUCUUCGCUCCAUAGACAAUGGAAAGCUGUGAUCCUGUUACUCCCUACAAUGACUCAUUCCACUCCUCUUGUUUCCACCGGCCACUCUCUCUUUUAUCCACUUUCUCUCCUUCCGUGCUCCCCCUCUCUUCUCCUAGUCAUUCUCCCCAUCAUCAUGCAGAGACUGGAGAAAUACGUGUUUAUGCAGGUGGGCCUUUAAUCAAAACACUAAAUGCUGCUACUAGACAUGCAUAGGCUAGCUAGCUGCAAUGUUAUUGAAUAAACAUUCAGCGUUACAGUUGUGUUGACUAAAUAUCCAGUUACAUUGUUCUUGACUAAGCAUGCUUAGAGUGCAGAUUGAAGUAGGGAGGUUUCACCAUUAAUUCUUUUUGUUUGGUUCUACAUUUCUCUGGGUGUGCCAAAUGGCACCCUAUUCCCUAUAUAGUGCACUACUUUUGACUAGAGCCCUAUGGGGCCCUAACCAAAAGUAGUGCACUAUGUAGUAAGGAAUAGGUUACCAUUUGGGAUGCAACCGUACAUGUCUCUGUCUUAGUAGGCACACAGUCACCUAACCCUCCAUGUCUGUUUUGCAGCCUGGUCUUCAUGGUGCCUGCAGCCUGUUCCCUCAGCAAUGGUAAGUAGCCUGUCGACUGGGCAGCGUUCAGUAGGACCCCUUCAUGAUUUAGUAGCUGUUUUAGCAUCUCAUCUCUACGAUCAGCAAACGCAUGUUGUAGGAUAGUGCUCAAGAUCACACCUACAGUAACAUGUUAGACUCUGCCUUGGUUUGGAUCUCACUCCGUCUUCCUCUCGCUUUCUUUCAGCUCCAUGGGCAGGUCUAA